UUCACGGGGCGAUAGAAACACCAUAAAAAGAAUGUCGACAGUUUCAUUUUCUAGCAGGUUAUUUGUCAAGGGUUCAUAAAGGUGAGUUGAGCUGACCAUUCAGUCACAGCCAGGAAUGAAGACGCGUCACACACGUCCAAACACGGACUGAGCAUCACGUUUCGAAGAGCGGCGAGGAUACUGAGCUUCGGUCGUUGGACGGUCCAUACAAGAACCGAAUCUAAUUCUGUGGCUUUAAAUAGUGAAACAGUUAUACUAGACAAACUGUGUUGUUUUUUUAUCGCGCUGUAGUGACAGACGUGUAUCUUAAGUGCGAGUAUGUGACAGUCUGCUGCGCGUGAUGUGCAUGCGAACAAACCUGGAUGAACUUAAUAGGUAAACACAGUUUUACAUUACUGUUCCUGUCGUAGAUGUGUUAUUUAUGCCUGUUAAUAAUUUGCAUAAUGUAGCCAUAACAGCAGCUUCACGUUACGUGGAGAUAAUAACGUUUUGAAAUACGCAAAAAUAAGGCAAUCUAAAUGUUGUCUUGAACUAAUAAUGCUUGCACAGAAAUUUGAUAUGGACGCAUAUAUCUUUCUAAAGAGAUGGGCUGGAUGCAGUUAAACAUGUUGUCAUCUCCAUCUCCACGUCCGGUGAAGUGAACAACACACCGGAAAGCAAGGCUUAAACGUGCUCAAUUGAUUCUGCACUGAAGCUUAAUGGAUAAAUGAUGUCUAAAACUUUGAAGAGGAAGAAACACUGGUCAACUAAAGUGCAGGAGUGCGCCGUGUCGUGGGGAAGCGUCGGGGAGUUCGGUGAUGUUGUGGAGAUCCUCGGAGGCGCCGAGCACGGGGAGUUCCCGUUUCUUGGUCAGAUGAACUUGGACGUGCUGGUGUGUCACGUCGGGAGACUACCGUACUACGGGGAUGUAUUAUUGGAGGUGAACGGAACACCUGUCAGCGGGCUGACGAACCGAGACACGCACGCGGUGAUCCGCCACUUUCGAGAGCCGAUUCGCAUUAAGACCGUCAAACCAGGUAAAGUGCUGAACCCUGAUUUGAGGCAUUAUCUUAGCCUGCAGUUCCAAAAAGGAUCAAUCGAUCACAAACUACAGCAAGUGAUCCGAGACAACCUCUACCUACGAACGAUUCCAUGUACCACACGGCUGCCCAGAGAAGGGGAAGUUCCUGGAGUGGACUAUAAUUUUAUCAGCGUGGGGGAUUUUCGCAUAUUGGAAGAAAGUGGUUUGCUGCUGGAGAGCGGAACAUAUGAUGGUAACUUCUAUGGCACUCCGAAACCUCCUGCCGAGCCUAACUUGAUUCAGCCUGACCUAGUGGACCAGGUUCUGUUUGAGGAGGAUUAUGGCACUGAGGUUCCAAGAAAGAGAACCACCUCUGUCAGCAAGAUGGAUCGCAAGGACAGCACCGUCCCCGAAGAGGAGGAGGAUGAGGAACGACCACAGCUCCCAAACGGCAUCCCAGAGAGGACAGAGGAGUGGAGGAAAACCGUGCCCAGCUACACUCAGUCCAGUGGCGGAGGCAGUGCAGUUGGCAGUGGAACAUUGGAACUUCGCACCUGGAGCUCUUUACCCAGAGACGACAGCCUGGAACCCUUGCCAUACAACUGGGAAAUGGCCUACACGGAGACUGGCAUGGUCUACUUCAUAGAUCAUAACACAAAGUCGACAACAUGGUUGGACCCCCGUCUGGUCAAGAAAGCCAAGCCCCCCGAAAAGUGUGAGGAUGGAGAACUUCCAUAUGGUUGGGAGGAGAUUGAUGAUCCGCAGUACGGCACAUAUUAUGUUGAUCACAUAAACCAGAGAACCCAGUUUGAAAAUCCAGUUCUAGAAGCCAAGAGAAAACUUGGUUUGGACACUGCAGUUGCUACUCAAAACCAACAGAGGGCAGCACCUCCUCCAGGUGGAGUUGGUGGUACCCCCGGGUUCACACGGGACCCAACCCAACUGAAGGGUGAGCUGUACCACACGGCUCUCAGGAAGAGCCAGCAGGGCUUUGGAUUCACCAUCAUUGGAGGAGAUCGAACUGAUGAGUUCCUACAGGUGAAGAAUGUUCUCGGAGACGGCCCAGCUGCCCAGGAUAACAAGAUGGCCUCUGGUGACGUUAUCGUUGAAAUCAACGGCACACUUGUCUUAGGCAAGACCCAUGCUGAUGUUGUACACAUGUUCCAGUGCAUCCCCAUCAACCAAUACGUUGACAUGGUCCUCUGCCGCGGAUACUCGCUUCCCCCUGAUGUGGACACGGAUAGCGAAGACCUGCCCCCUCCCCCUCCUCCUCCAACUGGAGAGAUUGUAACUGCUGUACCCCUCAUCAACGGCCAACCAUUGCUUGUCAAAGGUGAUGCCCUCCACGGCUCCUCACAAGAGCUUCACUACGUUACCACAGAUUCCAGUGGGCGGCCCGUGGUCGCCGCGCUUCCUCCCAGCACAGGCGGUGCCAACGAUAGGCCCGAAACCGGGAUGCUGCAGCCAGAGCUGGUGAGCGUGUCGAUCAUGAAGGGACCUGGUGGGUUUGGGUUCGCCAUCGCAGACUGUCCGCUGGGCCAGAAGGUGAAAAUGAUUCUGGAUGAGCAGUGGUGCCGUGGUCUGCUCAAAGGAGAUGUUAUAAAGGAGAUUAACAGGCAGAACUUGCAAACGCUGAGCCAUGCGCAGGUAGUGGAUAUAUUGAAGGACCUGCCUGUGGGAAGUGAAGUCAAUCUUUUGGUGCUGAGAGGAGGUCAGACAUCGCCUGUGAAGAGUUUAAGACCUAGACAGGGAAUGAGUGCCAGCACAGAGACUCUGGACCGUUACCAUGACAUCAUGGUACCCCCGGCAUUGACCUAUCAUGCAAACACACUGCCAUGCAGCUCACCAAAACAAGAUGCUUCACUCCACUACAGCAAACCCAAAGCCUUGCUGGAGAGCAUAGGGUCACUUCCUGCAGUACCUCACUAUAAAGAGUUGGAUGUGUUCAUUAAGAGAGAUCAGGAGUCAGGGUUUGGCUUCCGUGUGCUGGGUGGAGAGGGCGCAGAACAGCCAGUAUACAUUGGUGCCAUCAUUCCCCAGGGGGCGGCAGAGAAAGAGGGCCGUCUGAGGGCUGGAGACGAGCUGAUUGGCAUCGAUGGCAUCACAGUUAAAGGGAAAUCUCACAAACAAGUUCUGGAUCUGAUGACUAACGCAGCCCGCAACGGACAAGUGCUCCUCUCUGUUCGCCGGAAGGUCAUUUACAGAGAUUCCUCAGAGGAUGUUGGGAGUGGGGCUCUGACCCUUGUGAAUGGCUCACCGCGGCUUCCACGGAUCCAGGUGCCAAGCAUCAAGGACCAGGAGUCAUUUGAUAUCACGCUCCAUCGUAAAGAUAAUGAGGGCUUUGGUUUUGUCAUUCUGACCUCGAAGAGCAAACCACCACCUGGAGUGAUCCCUCAUAAGAUUGGACGUAUAAUCGAAGGCAGUCUGACGGAUCGCUGCGGUUUGCUGAAUGUGGGUGACCGCAUAUGCGCUGUGAACGGUCAGUCCAUCAUAGAGCUCUCGCACAACGGCAUUGUUCAGCUUAUCAAAGACGCUGGGAACUCCGUCACACUCACUGUCGUUCCAGAGGAUGAGUACAAAGGCCCGCCCUCAGGAGCCAGCUCAGCCAAACAAAGUCCCGCACCACUGCACAAGAUUCUGAAAUCCACCACUCAGGACGAGAGGUAUAUUUUGGACAUGGAUGAGAUCAGGGAUGAGCUUACAUGGACGGAGUAUAAAGCUCUUCCCAUUAGUGAGCAGGGAACACUGUGUGUCACCAAACAGGGCUGUAUUGCGGUUGAGUUGGAGCGGGGUCCUCGUGGUUUUGGUUUCAGUCUUAGAGGAGGAACGGAGUAUAACAUGGGCCUUUACAUCCUGCGGCUGGCUGAGGACGGCCCUGCUUUACAGGAUGGCAGGAUACACGUAGGAGAUCAGGUAGUGGAGAUUAAUGGGGAACAGACACAAGGCAUCAGUCACACUAGAGCCAUUGAGCUCAUCCAAGCUGGAGGAAACAAAGUGCUACUCUUACUGCGACCACAAGCCCUCUUAUCUGAAAACAGUUCUCAAGGGGACUAUCCUGACCCACAGGGAUCCAACACUUCAAACAUUCUCCACAGGUCUCCUCUCCUUCAUCCAUCAUCCCCCUCAGUGAAGAAGAGAACAUCAGACCUGCCAAGCUCCAUGGCCCGUUCUCAUGCCUCCUUAGAUCUCACUCACCAGGAUCUGUGGCCUAAAGACAGUACCAGGGAGAAGCUUGCCAAACCACGAAACCCCAGCUCUUUCAACGCCUCAAAGCAACGACGCAUCAAGAGUCAUUCUGCAGAGAACCUCCUUUAUCUUGGAGAUACUACAAAAUACAAAAGCCCAUCCAUAGCCAAAGACAAAGCUCACAGCUACAAUGAAAACCUGCAACUAAGCUCUCAGUACUUCAACAAGGAUAGGAAGUCCAACCAACAGAGUCACUCAGUCAGUCCCAAGAAGUCCAUGCACGAAGAACAAGAAGUUGUAAUUGGCAAUGGGCAGGGAAAGAAAGGAAAGAGGAACAUCGUAUGAAGUGGACACCAAGGGCGAAUCAGAGGAAAAGUGACACUGAGAAGAUGAAGAAAUGGGAAGCAAGCGAAAUAAGACUGGAGAUGGCGAGGGUGAGCGAGGGAGAUGAUAAAGCGAUUGAGCCAAAAUGGGAGACAGAACUGAAAAACACCCAAAGGAAGUAAACAACAAAAGAUAGUGGCACUCACAUAUCAAACAGAGAGGUAGAGCGGAGGAGUAAACAAACAAAGGAUAAAAGAUCAUCGAGGGAUCCAAAAGAGGAAAAUUAUAAAAUAAUGAACUGGAUAAUAGACAAGAAAGAAAACAAAAGAAGAGGAAGUGAGGCUGAUAGCAGAAAAAAUGACAUUGUCACUGAUGCGGCCCCAAUCCAUAACAGGGCAAGUCUAGUCCUAUACAGCCUGAGUCCACUAAACAAUAGCUUUUGGAAGAUCCCUAUCAAUGCUCGCAUUCUCACUCAUGAGGAAGUGAUGCGAGAUGAUCACGAGUAGCUUAUUCUUGUCGAUGCUUGGGUAUCGAAGUUCUGAGGCCUGAAACAUACUCUACACAAAUGCAUGAACGAUUCUAGCAACUCAAACCUCAUUUUCAUGCGUUGUUGCUUUCUGAACGUGUAACAAUGUAACACAUUGCAUUCUCAGUGAGCACGUUUAUAUUCACAGCAAUACGCUGAAAACUAUCAAACACCCACGUAUUAAAAAAAAAACUGUCUAUGUAAGAAACCCGUAAAAUUUGAAAUCAUAGAGUUAUUCUCGGCAUUUGACGUCAAAGCAUAAACAGACGUGCACAAAACUUGCGCACAUUGGAUAAGCCGGUAAAGACGCCGGUAAAUGUGUUUACAUGCGAUGCAAAAUCGCGGUAAUGGACAAAAAUCUGUGUGCUGAUUGUUUUUUCUUAAACCGCUUUUGACCAUACCACGGUAAAGCAAUGCCAUUUAAGGCCUUACCCGUUGUUUACUUGUUGGGUGUAAUCUGAUUACAAAGUAAUUAGCUAAUCUAAUACAUAAUAAUUACUCUAAUCUGAUACAUUUUAGAAUUAAAGAAUACAAUUCUUAUAAUCCGAUAACAGUUACAGACUUUCAAUUAAGGUAUUUUAAGUACUGUACAUUACUUUGGGUUACAUAUAUUUCUUAAAUAUUAUUAAUGGAUAAUACAUUUAAAAUAUGAAUUCAUAUGUUCAUAUAUAUGUCUGUUCGUGAAGAGUGUGCGACAAUUAACUAGGAGGAAAUAUAGACAUUAUUAUAAAUUUGUUGAGCGGAAAAACAAACGUUGUGAAAAGUCUUUUAGAAAAUUAUUUAAAUUAUAGUAAAUAGUAAUGUGUAAAGUAAUCAGUAAAAUAAUUAUGAUUAUGAUUACAAUUUUAGAGAAGUAACUAGUAAUUUCUAUCAGAUUUUUUGUUUUGUAAUUUACCCAACGCUGUGUAAGAUCAAGCAUUUAAAUGCACUCAGUGUUGUCGCAAGGGGGCGCUAUAGCAGAUAUUAGCAUACAUUUCUUCUACGUCAGUUUUCUCUUUCAAGUCAACUACUGUCAUGGUGGAACAAUAGUUUGAAGUCUUGCUGAGCAAGUUAGCUAAACUGUUGACAUGUUAGUAGCUAGCUACAGUACCUGCAUAAUAACACGUUGUGUUUAAUGGCACAAACAUUGGAAGGUGGAUCUUUUGCUUUGCGUAUUGAGGAUUGUUACCUUCAAUUAUGUUCAACGCCUUUGCGUCUGAGUAUGUGUCUGGCCUUAAACCCUGUUUUCCCCCAGGAACUCUCCCAUCCAGGUACUGAUCAGGCUCACACCUGCUUAGCCUUUUCAGGUAACCAGUUGAGCACACACACAUUCAUGCUGUUUGGGAUUCACAUUUUGAUAUUGUAUUAGUGUUUGUUUUCAGCAAUCGGACUGAUAUACAAACAAUACAAACAUGAGGUUUCCUCCAAACUGUCUUUAUGCAGUUCUGGAGAUCAUCACUUAUAAACUUAACAGACUUGGAGAAUUUCAAGAGGCAAUUUUGGCAGCUUUGUGGCCAAGCACAUGGAGCUCCUUUUGUCUGGACUGCCUCUUUAAAUUUCCUUUGUGCCAACUGACUUUAAACAACAAGAGGACUCUCUAGACGCAUCACAAUGCAAUCCUUCCUUAUGCAAUUAAGGGAACAUGCCCCAUCAAUCACCGAAACAUCAUUGCAAGUUUAUGUUUCAGUCACAAAAGCAUGUCCUUACCCCAAAGAAUAUUUUUUCUGCAUGCAAACUAGAACACAAAAAUUCCUCAUUUUGUUGCAUGCCUUUUCCUGUGCAGACUGUCUAAUGAUUCUAAGCUUUGUAAAUAAGAACUGUUAUCACAGUUGGGGGCUUUACCAGGGACUUUACCAAGACUGUUCUCUUUUUUCCAUAUCUUUGACUCCCUGAACUCCAAAUAUAAUAAUUGCAAAUGACCAGACACUUGUGCUUUAAUAUACCAAGAAAAUGUUUAUUUAUUGAAAACAUGUACAGUAUAUGAAGAUAGAUCCAUGUAGCUUUAUGAAAUUGUGACAUUUAUUUCGGUGUAGAGAUCCAGAGUAAUGCUAAGCACCGUGGUAGUUUUACCUUGUA
Messenger RNA from Myxocyprinus asiaticus (Chinese sucker), 7091 nucleotides. Its product is annotated as membrane-associated guanylate kinase, WW and PDZ domain-containing protein 3-like. Gene Ontology annotation, biological process: signal transduction. The transcript is spliced from 21 exons. Gene Ontology annotation, cellular component: cytoplasm. The coding region runs from base 707 to 4531 and encodes 1274 amino acids. The record is from RefSeq and is a predicted model, not a curated record. NCBI's taxonomy places the organism in Eukaryota, Metazoa, Chordata, Actinopteri, Cypriniformes, Catostomidae. Gene Ontology annotation, molecular function: protein binding.